GAACCAAAAGUCGCCGGAAAACCGCGAUUCUCCAACGGUUUUUCAGGCUAUUUCACCCACUUCCGCCGAGCAAAACCCAAAUCAAACCUCAAAACCGUUCUUCCCUCAUCAAAGGCGGCCUUCUCCUAGAUUUUGGGUAGAUUUGGGGGAUUUUUACUCCAACAAUGUCGCCGACGGCGAGCCUUUGACGAGAUUCUGAAGAAUCCCCGGCGACCCUUCUCUUGGGCUGUUUUAAGUUGUUUUUGUCUUCCUCGCCCUCACCUCACUUCCUCCUAUGUCCUACUUGAGUCUCCAGGUUGGUUUUCAGCUCUACCUUAUUUAUUUUGGGAGAAUCGGAUUAGGUAGAGAAGUGAGGAGAAUUUUUAGGGUCUUGAAUGUUGAAUUUAGAAUUAGGGCGAGGAAUUAGGUGAAUUAGGAUGAUUGAAUGGAUGAUUGACUUUGCAUGAGCUUAGUGAGCCUUGGUGGGCAUUUGUUGAUUCGAGUUGUUUUCAUUUGUAGAUUUUGUCCACCAAGUGCUAAUUUUUGAAUGAAUGUGCAUUGCUAUGCUUGAAUGGUGGAUGGUAGCCACCGUGGCAUGGGUUUAGGGUUCAAAUCUUUUGUGUAGAUGAACCGUGAAAUACCCACAACCAUGCCACGAUGUGUUUGAGCUUAAAUGUUUGAAUCCGUAGUGGAACCAUAAGUGUGGGGGGUAUUUCUUUUCCUCCCAAUGAGUUGUGAUUGAUAAUUGUUUCCACGCAUGGUGCAUGUUUGAAUUCUUUUUGUAGGAUGCUUAACGUGGAGCACGAGUUCAUCAACUACUUGGUGGGCCACGCACGAUUCGGCGACAAGUUCGCCUACCAGAGGGAGAGCCCGGUCGGGUCACAUUGGCAGCUGGACCUGGACAUGUUUAUCAUGUUCAGGUGCCGAGCCGCAAAGUUGGGGGUCGUCUGUCACCCCCAGUGGCGCCUGCUACUCACCAUGGACGAGCUCAUUUACCACGAGCUAUGCCUGGAGUUCUACUCCACGUUCGACCAUGUAGUCCCGACUGGCAAGAGAAGCCAGUCGUAUGUGGAGUUCAUGUUGGCAGGCCAGUCCCAAGUGCUGACUUAUGAUGCUUUUGCCAAGGUCAUGGGGCUCGACCUGACACACAUGACGAUGAAGGAGUGCCAGUACCGCCCCGAGAACGAGCACGAGGAGUACGAGGCGAGCCGCACCAAUGCGGUGAAGCUGAGGACUCCUUGGAGGAUUCUCCAUACACUGCUCACUCGUUUGGUCAUCCCCAUCCUGCAGUCGGGACAGUUGAUGACGAAUGGAGGGAUUCUGGCUCUCUUCUCCAUGUGGCAUCCUGCGGAGCCGAUCCAUCUGGGAUCACUGAUAGUCACCUCUUUCGCCUGGUGUCUGGGGUGGAACAGGGUGGACACCAUGCACAUGGGGGGGAAUCAUCACGAGGAUUGCCCGCCACUUCGGAGUGGAUGUGGAGCAAUGCCCCAUCGUCGGGAGGACUGAGCCCUUCCCAGUGGCUACACUCUAUAACCUCGACGUGCUCCGACCUUCGGGAGCCAUGCACCCAGCAGUUGACCCGGCUCCAGUGGAGCCAGAUGCAGGGGUUCCACCCCAAGAGCAGCCACCUACUUGAGCACCCGACCGCCACCGGCAUCCCGUGCUCCAGCGCCCUAUACCACCACCAGCAGUAGCUUCAUCAUCCAGACCAGCCGGUGAUCCCCUCGUCUAGAGGAUGCAUCGCCUCGAGACUCAGUUUGGGGGAGUGACUUACCGCAUCGACUGGCAGACCGACCUCCUUGAGCAGAUGGCUCGACGACAGGGUCUCAUUCCUAAUAAUGACCCGAGGCUUUCGACCUAGUGAGAGGUAGCCGACGAGGGGGAUAUGUGGCAGAGCCGAUUCCUUUCGCCCCACUACUCCACUUGGGACUCUGAACUCGUUUUUCUUAUUUUUCUUUCGUUUAUGUGUUUGUGACUAUAAACUACUACUACUAUCGUAUUGUGUUGUGUAAUAACCUCGCCUUGAGAGAGUGAUAUUUUGUUUGUGUAUGCGUGUUUUUGUCUUCUCCUUGAAGCUCAAAAUCUCAUACCCCAAAAACAAUUCCAACUUUCACUCACCAAGCAAAGCGGUAACGUCGUUCUACCCCUAUCUUACGUCAUUGAGGGAAAUGUCGAGCUUAAGUUUGGGGGGGUAGUUUAUUAUUAUGAUUGUGUGAGUGUGAUUGAUGCUUGGAGCCUUGAUGUAUGCCCAAAUUUGAAAAUUUUGAGGGCUCCAAGUAAUGUUUGCAUGAUCAAAGUGGCCAGUUUGUAGGAGAAUCGUGUGGUUAUUGGCAUUGACCUUGGCUUGUUGCAUGUGAUCGAGUGCGUCCUAUGAUGAUGAUUGAGAGGUGCAUUAGGAUAGUGCAAAGGUUUAGUUCUCAUGUGUGAUAAAAUGAAUGGAUGUUUGACUCGAAUAAUUGUUGAUUACAACUGUCAUGCAUGUUGCUUUGUGAAUUGGAAUAGAUGGUUGGGUGAAUAGGUAGCCAUGUGAGCUUUGAGCCGAUCCUUUUAUUCUUGUGUGCUUAGAUCCCUCUUACCAUGGCGAGUAACAUCACAGUUGCCACUAGUGAGUAUGAUGGAGGCAUAGGAUUAGUCCACACCCAAAUGUUGAUUGUCCCGAAUUGAUUUAUCCACUAGUCAACCCCUUUGAGCCUUGUGACUUUGGGGGUCGUUCUCAUGCUAGGAACUUGUUGUUCGUGAGCUUAAUGGUGUUGGUAGAACGACUCACCAUCUUUUCUUUGUGUCUAUACCUGUGUCAUCCUUGUGUCCCGGAGCUCUAGCUUUUGAGAUCCAUUGAGGUUCUACAUAGGAGGAUUGUGUGCGGUUCUUGCUAGGAAUGAAAAUGAAAAUGAAAA
Molecule: messenger RNA, 2873 nt
Organism: Linum trigynum
Lineage: Eukaryota; Viridiplantae; Streptophyta; Magnoliopsida; Malpighiales; Linaceae
Source: the annotation of a GenBank genome assembly